Messenger RNA from Cajanus cajan (pigeon pea), 4500 nucleotides. The record is from RefSeq and is a predicted model, not a curated record. NCBI's taxonomy places the organism in Eukaryota, Viridiplantae, Streptophyta, Magnoliopsida, Fabales, Fabaceae.
CAUUGUAACGAGCACAAGGCUAACGAGGGGAACCAUCCCUCAAAAACCGGCCCAAGAAGUUGGAGAACCUCCCGCCUUAUAAGGACUUCUUGGUGAGGAGACCUCCUCGAUGCGAGACUUGUUACAAUCAUUCAACCAAUAUUGUGAUUCACAAUAAGGUUGUUUCUUCACUGUUCUUCUUAUUGACAUUAUUGCUGUACACGUAUUUUGAGCGUUCAACUUGCAACAACAAGGACACCCAUCAAAGGUAUGUAAAAGACAUUAUUAUGUUUUUGUUUCCUUUAAUUGCACCAGCACGAUCCUAGUUUACAUAACAUAAUAUUUUUUGUCCAAAAAUUGAUGAACUCAUUCAUAUCAGGAUUGUGUCAUUUCAAAAUGGAGAUUUGUCUUUCCAUUGCAGCAAAGAUUGCAGAAUAUACAGUGGGUUCGAUUAUACACCAUGGUCGAUACCUGUGUUGUUUCCACAACUUUGUUGGGAAUCUUCCAAUUGCUAAAGAAGAAUUGGAAUUGACUCGAGACAGCGUGAAGGAACGAGUUAGACAAGCCACUAAUAGGACUGAAAAAAUUGAACCAAGUGUUGAAAAGUGGCUGAAAGAUGUUGAGAAAGUCUUAGAAGAAGUGCAACUACUUGAAGGAAGAAUUUUGGAAGCAAGCAAAAUCUAUUUUAGAAGGCGGUGUCAAUAUUUUCUUGCAAAAGAAAUAGCAAGAAAAUUAGAAAUAAUGACUCAACUGAAUCGUAAUAGUCGGUUUGAGCCAUUUUCUUCAAUUACUGAACUUCCAGGCAUGAAGUACUAUUCUUCCAAAGAUUUUGUUUAUUUCAGCUCAACAAAAUCAACUUACAACAAGCUUUUGGAAGCAUUAAAGGAUGAAAGCGUUUGCAUGAUUGGACUAUUUGGAAUGGGAGGUUCAGGAAAAACUAGUUUGGCAAAAGAGGUUGGGAAGAAAGUUGAGGAGUUAAAACUUUUUGAGGAGGUUGUCAUGGCAACAAUCUCUCAAACUCCAAAUAUCAGAGGCAUCCAAGCUCAAAUUGCUGAUAAGUUGUGCCUAGAAUUUAAAGAAGAAUCAGAGGAAGGUAGAGCACAAAGACUAUCAAAAAGAAUAAGGGAAAGAACAACUCUUGUAAUCUUGGAUGAUGUAUGGGAAAAGCUAGACUUUGAAGCUAUAGGUAUUCCAUUUAAUAAUGAGAACAGCAAGGGUUGUCGAGUACUCCUAACAACUCGGAAAAGAGAAGUAUGCAUGUCUAUGCAAUGCCAAAGCAUAAUUGAGCUCGAUCUCUUGACUGAUGAGGAAUCUUGGACUUUGUUCAAAAAGUAUGCAAACUUAACUGAUGACUCUCUAGAUGUUUUGAAAGAUGUGGCAAGAAAAAUUGCCGAUGAAUGCAAGGGAUUGCCUAUCGCAAUUGUUACAGUGGGAAGCACGCUAAAGGGGAAAACUUUUCAAGAGUGGAAGUCAGCAUUAUCAAGACUAGAAGAUUCCAUUCCACUAGAUAUUCCUGAUGGCUUAAGAACUACUCAUGCAUGUCUCAAAUUAAGUUAUGAUAAUUUGAAAAAUGAAUUAGCCAAGUCCUUGUUACUGUUGUGUUCUAUAUUUCCAGAGGAUCAUGAAAUUGAUUUGGAGGAUUUAUUUCGUUUUGGAAGGGGACUGGGCCUAAAUGGAAUUUUUGGAACAAUGGAAAAAGCAAGGAUAGAGAUUCAUGUAGCUGUUAAUAUCCUGAGGGAUUCUUGUUUGUUGCUGCGUGCCAAUAAAAAAGAAAAGGUGAAAAUGCAUGACAUGGUUCGUGAUGUAGCCUUGUGGAUAGCAUCUGAAAAAGGUCAAGCAAUUUUGGCAAGUAAUACAAUGGAUCCAAGUAAGUUGGUAGAGGAUGAAACCAUAAAAGAUAAAAAAGCAAUAUCCUUGUGGGAUUUAGAAAAUGGUCUGCUUCUUAAUGAUCAAUUGAAUUGUCCAACAACUGAAAUUAUCUUGCUUCAUUCUCAAAGGGUUGGCUUUGAAGUAUCAAAUGCUUGUCUUGAAAGGUCGAAAAUGCUUAAAAUCCUAGCACUCUUACAAUUUGGCUAUAAAUGUUAUUUUUUUUCUUUCGGUUUUUUUUCGUUAUCACUACCGCAAUCAAUGAAGGCACUAAAAAAUCUCCGGACUUUGUGCUUGAGAGGAUUUGAAUUAGGUGACAUCUCCAUUUUGGAAAGCCUACAAGCACUUGAGAUUCUUGACUUGCGUGGUUCUUAUUUAGAAGAAUUACCUAAUGGAAUUGUAGCAUUAAAGAACUUGAGGCUUUUGGAUUUGUACGGUUGUUUGGUUAAGAAAAAUAAUUCUUAUAAGGUUAUAAGAGAAUGUUUGCAGCUAGAGGAAUUGUAUUUGUGGUUAGUGUCACCUCAAGAGGACUUUCCACACGAUGUCUCUUUCUUCUGUAGAUUGCGGAAGUAUGUUGUAGUACACAAUUAUACAGAUAUUCUCUCUCAGCUACUUUACUAUUUGGAAGAGCACAGACCAUCUAGAGCUUUAUGCAUAGAUGGUUUUAAUGCUCCUGCUCAAAGUUUUAUAUCACUUCCAAUCAAUGAUUUGUUUGUAAGAGCAAAUAUCCUUUGUUUGAGCAACCUUGAGGGAGGUUACAAAAAUGUAAUCCCAUCUAUGGAUUCGCAAGGCAUGAAUCAGUUGAUUCUCCUAAUGCUAAGUCGUUGUCGAGACAUAGAAUGUCUCUUUGAAAGUACUAUCACUACAGACACCAAUGUUUAUAUGCUUCAGACUGAAGUUGUGUUCUCCAGCCUAGUUAUCAUAUAUCUAUAUUUUUUGGAUAGUCUUUAUAAAGUUUUUCAUGAUCGAUGCUCUCUCAAAAAUUUAGAAGAGUUAUACAUAAGUCAUUGUCCACAAUUGUACAACAUAUCCUUUCCAAGGAACUCAAAGCUAUGCAAUCUUAAAGAAUUAAGAAUAGAUUCAUGCCCAAUGCUAGCUUCUCUCUUUAUGCCAUCCAUUAUCCAAACUCUAGUGCUAUUGGAACAUCUAGAGAUAUCUGGAUGUAGUGAAUUGAAGCACAUAAUAGAAGAAGGGGAUGUUGAUUACUUUAGAAAUCAAAAUCAUACCUCUUGGACGCUCCCAAAGUUAAGGUAUCUUAAUGUUGAUAACUGCCACAGGUUGGAAUAUAUAUUCCAUGCGUGUUUCAGUACAGGGCUAGCAAGCUUGGAAAAUUUGGUGAUCAUAAACAACUGCAACUUGAAGUAUGUAUUUGGAAGUGAAAGGGAACAUCAUGCUUCAGUGAACCAGCACCAAAGUAGCCAUCAAACUGAUAUUGACAUAAAUCUUAUUGAUUUGGAUUAUCUCGAGUUGAGUAACUUACCAAAUCUCAUUGACAUUUGGCCUGAUUACUACCAUUCACGUUUACCAAAUACGAAAAGGUUACAAUGUUUUGCGUGUCCAAAAUUGUUUGACUCUACUGUGCGUAAGUUGGCGAAUGAUUCAGCUUUGCACCGAGACACAACUACAAUGGAGAAGGAGAUACUAUGGCCGAUUACCAUUGGGUUCAACCAAUUGCGCGAUCAGAUGUUUUCCUUCGAACUUAAAGUUGUCUUCCUUGAUUGUAUUGGAAUAAAAGGUGUUUUUCAAUUCCAAAUCGAAGAACCUAGGAGCAACAUAGAACUAGUUCCCUUGAACAUGGAUCUAGAACAUAUCAGCUUGACAGAUCUACUUGAGCUCAACUUUAUAUGGAAGGGCCCGACAAAUUUUCUAAGCCUCCAAGUGCUUCAAUAUUUUUAUCUGAGCGCAUGUCCUAAAUUGAAAACCAUCUUCUCCCCUACCAUUGUUAGAAGCUUUCCAGUGCUAACCGACCUCAGAAUAUUUGACUGUGAGAAAUUGGAGCAAAUAUUUGAUUUAGGUGAUGCACAAGAACAAAAAGUCCUACAUACUUGUUCCCAAAAAGUGUGCUUCCCAAAACUCAAGAACAUUGAAGUUCAAAAAUGUAACAAGUUGAGAUGCCUUUUUUAUAAUUUUGUGGCAAGUGAUUUUCCCAUUUUGACCACUUUGGAAAUAAAAGAGUGCUCUCAGUUAGACAAGGCUUUUGCUUUUGAACGUGAAACUGAUGAUGAUGGUCAAGAAGGAGAACAUGUACUACUACAAAACCUGAGAGAUAUAAAGCUUGCAAGUUUGCCAAACUUCAAAGACAUUCACCAAGAAUUUAAGUUAAAAGAUGAUGUUAAUCAAACCAUAAAGGAUUGUCCUAAAUAUUCUCCAAGUUUAUAUCUAUACCCAGGCACAACUGAUAGGUGACAUGUUUGUAAACUCCCUACACAUUUAAAUUGGCGACUUCAACUGCAACUCACUCCCUGAUUUGUUAUUGCAAGGGCUUGAUCCAGAAAACAGCUUCAGUGUGUCACUUGUUUUGCACGUUGUUGAAAGCUAAAGGCAUGUUGAAGUUUGUUUCCAAGUACAAAUUCCUCGUAACUCGCUUGUUAUUUUUGUAACACAGUCGUGUAGUUAAUGCAAACCAGUUACUUUCAAUUGAAUGUUGUGUUUGGA